AUGAUGGCUGACCGCCAGUCGGCAAUUGCAGAGCUGGUCAUAGUCCCUUUUAUGGAUGUUGCCAGCGCUACGCUUCUUGCCUAUGAUGUGAUGAUCAAGCUUGAUGUUGAGGUUGAGCAUAUUUGGAUGAGGAAAUGGUCAUUCUUGACGGUUGUAUACAUCAUACAACGUUAUCUCCCAUUCCUUGAUGGUGGAUCUGUUCUCUACUACCAUUUUGGAAAUUUGACUGACCAUUAUUGCACCUUGAUUUUCAACCUUAAUGCAUGGUCUUAUGUUGUUGGUAUCAGUCUGUCUCAAUUCAUUCUCACACUUCGUGUGUGGGCAGUCUGGAACAGGAGUAUCUCAGUGGGCAUAGGAUUCGUUAUAUUCUUCCUUGCCUGUUGGAUCCCAAGCUAUGUUCUCUUAGCACAAUUUUCAAGACUCACAUUUGGACCCUUUCCAAUUACAUACUAUCCAGAUUUUGGAUGCUUCUUUGCUAGCGCUUUACCUCUGUUACCAUUUUGGGUGUGCUGGUUGGCAUAUGACACUGGUACUUUUGUGAUGAUUCUGAUACCUGGUCUCAAAGCAUAUCAUAAGGGUAGCAGAUCAGGGCUUCUCAAGACUAUAUCUCAAGAUGGUGUUGCCUACUAUGUGAUCAUGUUCUUAUUCAUACUGAUAAAUGUGAUAUGCACUGUUGUUCUUCCGGUCGAGUUCCGAACCACUCUCAUGUUCUCAUUUGCGCGCAUCACACAUUCUCUUGGGACCAGUCGCAUCAUUCUCCAUAUUCGUCAAGCAGCCUGGAGACGCGCAUAUACUCACGAAACUUCGUUGUCGCAGAUUCCAUUCACACAAAACGGACACGAAGAAUCAUCUUCUGCCGCUAACAGCCUGAUACAUGAUCAUUUUGACGUGUCGGAGUUGUCGACUCAACUGUAAUAGAUUAGUAGAUAAUCGCC
Messenger RNA from Marasmius oreades (fairy-ring Marasmius), 935 nucleotides. RefSeq lists its product as uncharacterized. Lineage: Eukaryota; Fungi; Basidiomycota; Agaricomycetes; Agaricales; Marasmiaceae. The record is from RefSeq and is a predicted model, not a curated record. The transcript is spliced from 13 exons. The coding region runs from base 1 to 915 and encodes 304 amino acids.